AUGGACGCCAGACCAGACUCCAUCGACGACUCAAGCAUCAGAAAUUUCAACGGCAACUGCGACUCCAUGGAUGAAGCACCACCAGGCAAUCAACGUAGUGAAGCCGAACCAACGGAGUGCAACAUGGUUGUAUUACCCAACGGAACGAAACAGUGGCUACCUAACUACAAGAGCGAAAGCACGCCGUACAUUGGGCAAGAAUUUGCAUCACUAGAAGACGGAAUAAACUUCUACCAACCAUACGCAUCAAUCGCUGGAUUUGAUAUCAGACACGGCACGAAGCGACUGAAUAGGGAAGGGGCAGUUCACCUCAAACACAUUCUAUGUUCACGAGAAGGAUACAAGCCAAAAAAAAUAGGUAGCACCGUGGCGGCGGACAAAGGAAACAGCACAGAACCAAAGAAAAGGCGCCGGCUAUCAAACCGAGUUGGUUGUAAAGCCCGGAUCGUGUUCACAAGGCGCAAAAGCGGCAACUAUAAAAUCCACGCACUUGAGCUAUGGCACAAACACUGCCUAUGUUCUGACAUUGGAAAACCAUUUUUGAAAAUAAAUAGACAGCUGGAUAUUGGACACAAAAUUUUCGUAGCAAACUGCGCAAGGGCAAACAUUGGUUCCACAAAAUCAUGGAGACUAUAUAAAGAAAUGGUUGGUAGUUUUUCAGAUAUAGGAGCGACAUCCGCUGAUUUCUGCAAUUUUAGGAGGGACUUGUUGGCUUAUAUAGCUGGAGCAGAUGCACAAAUGAUAGUAGACGACAUGUUCAAAAAUAAAGAGAUGGAACCAGACUUCUAUUUCGAUUUUGAUCUCAACGAAGAGAGGGAGCUCUGCAGGCUAUUCUGGGCAGACACGAUAUCCCGGAAGAAUUUCGCAUGUUUUGGAGAUGUGAUGUCAUUCGACGCAACGUACAACACGAACAGAUACAAGCUCGUCUUUGUACCGUUUACCGGAGUCGACAAUCACAAACGAAGCAUUACAUUUGGGGCAGGCCUCAUUGCACGAGAGGAUGUGGAGUCAUACGAGUGGCUAUUGAAAAACUUCAAAAAUGCGAUGGGAUAUACGCCAAGAUGUGUUAUUACUGAUCAAGACCCGGCAUUAAAGAUCGCCAUACCUAACAUUAUGCCUGAAACAAGGCACCGAUUUUGUAUGUGGCACAUCAUGGAAAAAGUGGGGGACAAGGCCGGGAAUGCACUGGCAAAAAAUAUGGAGUUUAGGAAAGCACUGAACAACACAGUAUGGGAUGAAACUUUAUGUGCAGCUGAAUUCGAAUUGAAAUGGGCAGAGGUAAUGAAAAAAUACAACCUUGUUGAACAUCGGUGGUUCGACCAAAUGUACAAGGCACGUGAAUCAUGGAUACCAGCAUAUUUCCAAGAUAUAUUCAUGGGAGGACUACUCAAAACAACAUCACGAUCAGAAUCAGAGAAUAGUUAUUUUGGAAAAUUCACCAAUCACCACAACAGCUUGGUAGAGUUCCUAAUGCAAUACAAUCGCGCCAUAGGAGAACAACGACAUAACCAGCAAAAGUUGAACGCAGAGAGCGAAAGUUCAUUCCCUGAAACCAAAACCCCAUUGGCCAUAGAACGCCAAGCUGCUGCAAUGUACACCAAAAACAUAUUCUAUGACUUCCAGGCAGACAUAUGGGAAGGAAGCUUCAAAUGCAAAAUCACCUGGGGAGGGAUUGAAAAUGGGGGCCGGAAGUACAUUGUACAUGAGGAGGGUGGAAAAAUGUUUGAGGUAACUCACGAAGCAGCUACCCACAAAACAGAAUGCAAAUGUAACAAAUUCAACAGAGUAGGAAUUGUAUGCAAGCACGUGUUGGCCGUGUUCAAGAACGAAGGCGUGGAAGAAAUACCAAGAUGCUAUAUUACCCCCCGUUGGACAAAGAAUGCAUGCGCCCAGCCAAUGUACAACGUCGUGUGGAAAGCAUGCAGUACUACGCAAGGUGGGAAUGAAUUACGAACAAUUGCCAACCAACUUUGGAAUGAAUUCUACAAUUGCAUGGGUUUGGCUAAUGGAUGCGCAGACGAAAUGGAUAUAAUGUUGUCAACAAUGCAGGAGCUUAAAGGGAGGCUACAAAGUGCCAGACAACAAACCAAAACAAGCAACACCCCACAAUCAGUGAUUGAAUCAAUACUAAACACCACUGCACCUGCCGAGAUACAAAUCAAGCCACCCAGCAUAGCAAAGAACAAGGGCAGUGGGAAAAGAUUAAAAAGCAACAAAGAGAAAGCAAUUGAGAAACAGACGAAAAAGGUGAGGACAUGUGCUACCUGUGACCGCCCAGGCCACGACAGUAGGAAUUGUCCAAACAGAAAAGUCAUACCAAACGAGCAGACCGGCAUGGCCGACACCACUACGAAUACUAUUUCAUUUUAA
Ipomoea nil (Japanese morning glory) is the source of this 2370-nucleotide messenger RNA. Its product is annotated as protein FAR1-RELATED SEQUENCE 5-like. Lineage: Eukaryota; Viridiplantae; Streptophyta; Magnoliopsida; Solanales; Convolvulaceae. Gene Ontology annotation, biological process: regulation of DNA-templated transcription. The transcript is spliced from 3 exons. The record is from RefSeq and is a predicted model, not a curated record. Bases 1 to 2370 code for a protein of 789 amino acids. Gene Ontology annotation, molecular function: nucleic acid binding; zinc ion binding.